GUAGGAUCGUAAGCUGCAGACUCCAUUGAGCAACUUUCCAGACAUGGCCACUGCUGGCUCCUCCUUUUCCUAAGUGCCAUGGAGCCAAGCAGGGAAGGCUCUGCCCAUCCCAAGCAAGAAUAUCACACAUUCCGAUAUCGGUCUGGGAAUCGCUGUCAGGGCCCUGGGAUUGAGCGACAAGACCUCAGGAAAAAUGUUGUUGUACUUACUAGGCGAUCCACCAAUGUCGGUGACCGUCAUCGAGGUCAAUUGCCUUGUCUUUGAAGAUGGAGUGUGAUACUUUUGAGGAAAGGCGAGGCUGAUUGAGCUUUGCUUUGAGCUCUGCUAAAUUGCUUCAGCCGGCAACAACACCACCACCACCAACCCAAGGUAUCAAAUCUAUACCUAGAAAGCCCGCUGCAACCAUGGCAGACGCACCGCCAGAUCAGCAGGUUGUCAACCCAGGGAAUACAACAAAGUUGUCCCCUUCGUCACGGCUAAAGAAAGCCUUCGGAUACUUUGCUAUCUUUGUCCAGACAGAGCCAUCAAAACUUGACAUUCUUCUCUUGGUCACUGGAAUACUCAGCGCCAUCGCUUCUGGAGUGCCUUUUCCGCUGCUGGGCAUCAUCUUCGGUCAGCUCCUCGAUGAUUUCAACAACCAAGGCUGCGCUUCCGAAGCAUCGUCCGGCGUGCAAAGCUCCGCCAGUACUCAGCAAUACCAGUCCGACGUCAACAGCAAGGUCCUAUACGUGGUCUACCUCGCCAUCGCCCAAUUCGGCUUCAUGUACAUCCACCUCGUGAGCUGGUCAUUGGGAGGCGCCAGGCUAGCACAACGUCUGCGUGAGCAGUACCUCCGUAGCUUGCUGCACAAGGAGCCUGCUUUCUUCGACAGCCGUCCUAGCGGGGAAGUGUCGUCCCGGCUCAACGGCGACAUUUCCAUGAUACGCAUGGGGACAUCAGAGAAGGUCGGCAUCUGCCUCUCGAGCAUUUCUUUCUUCGUCACCGCCUACAUCGUCACCUUCAUCAAGAUUCCGAAGCUGGCUGGUAUAUUGGUCUCGUUGGUGCCCGCCUACUUUUCCAUGUCGCUGGUAGGCGGAUACUUCAUCAAGAAGUACUCGUCCCGUGUCUCGGACCGGUUUGCAGCAGCUUCGUCCGUGGCCUCGGAGGCACUGUCCAAUGUUGCCGUUGUCCAUGCCUUCAAUGCGAACGAUAAGCUGGAAAGGAACUUCUCAUCGCACCUACGCUUGGCCAGGAAGGAAGGUAUCAAAAAGGCUCUUGCUAGCGGUAUUCAAGCCGGCUUCAUCUACUUUAUCGCCUACGCGGCGGAUGCGCUGGCUUUCUGGCAGGGUAGCCACAUGAUUGCGGAUGCAGUCGAAGGCGAUGGCAGAGGAACCACCGUGGGUAGCGUUUUCACCGUAAUUUUCCUUCUGGUGGAUGCCAGCCUCAUCCUCAGCCAGAUGACGCCAUUUCUGGCUAUCUUUGCAGCAGCUUCUGCAUCCUUCGCCAAACUGAAGCAAGACAUCGACAGACCGUCUAGGAUUGACGGGACUGCAGACACUGGACUUCGACUGCCCGCCAAUACCACCGGCCAAUUCAAGUUGCAAGACGUCUCCUUCUACUAUCCGUCGCGACCGGGACAAAAUGUGCUCGACAAUGUGUCCAUGGAAUUCCCGGCAGGCCAAAAUACGGCUAUCGUCGGCUUCUCUGGUAGCGGCAAGUCCACUGUCGCAGCCCUGUUGCUCCGGCUGUACGACCCAACCGAGGGCUCAGUCGUCCUAGACGGCCACGACCUUCGUGAGCUCAAUACGCGGCAGGUUCGAAGCUUGAUUGGUAUUGUCCAGCAAGAAGCCACCCUGCUCGAUCGGUCAAUUCUGGAGAAUAUCGCCCAUGGGCUGGUGAACUCUACGGCAUCGGAACAUGAAGGUCUUCGUGACGCAUUGUACGGGCCACAUCUUCGAUUGCUGGCUGCCGCUAUUAGGGAAGGCCGUGGCGCAACAGAGGCAGCCAGAGAACAAGGCCCAGUAGUGGAAAGAAUCCUCAAUAUGGUCCAGCACGCAGCCGAGAUCGCCGACGCUGCGCGUUUUAUCGACAAGAUGCCAGAGGGCCUGGGAACGAUCGUUGGAUCUAGUGGCACACGGCUCAGCGGAGGGCAAAGGCAACGCAUUGCCAUUGCCAGGGCCGUUGUCAAAGACCCCAAGAUCCUUAUCCUUGACGAAGCCACGGCAUCCCUCGACUCGCAGAGCGAAACGGAGAUUCUUGAGGCCUUGGAUCGUUGUUCAGAAGGCCGUACCGUUAUCUCCGUUGCUCAUCGUCUUUCCACAAUCCAAAAGGCAGAUAAGAUUGUCGUCAUGGAAAACGGCCGGAUCUUGGAAGCAGGAACCCACGCAGAACUGAUGAGCAAGCAAGGUUCAUACGCUGGCCUUGUGAAUCUGCAAAACCUGGACACCAAAUCCACCGACCAGCGGACUGGUGAAGCAGUGUCAUUAAGUGGUGUGACCGACGUUGAGAAACCAGACAGAGGCCUGGAGGGCAUCAGCAAGGAUGUCUCGAUCGAUGUGUCUAAGGAGGACUUUGAAAAUGAAAAGUCCUUGAAGCCCGAGUCCUCCGUUGAGACAGACAAGACGCCGAUGAGCCAGUCUCUCGGAUACUUGAUCAGCUCCAUGUCGCACUUCAUACGUCCACAUGCGUUGGUGGCGGUCUUUGCUCUCGCGGGCGCCACCAUUGUCGGCGGGGCGUACUGUGCCGAUGCCGUGAUCUUUGGCCAUACCGUCAGUGGACUAAGUCCAUGUGGCUCUCCCGACCACAUCCGAUGGAGUGGCCGCUUCUAUGCGCUGCUAUUCUUCGUACUGGCCAUCAUAGAGUUCUUUGCCAACGUUAUAAGCUGGGUAGGCUUUGGCUGGGUCUCCGAGAUGGCCAUCUAUGCUAUCCGCGUGUCCCUCUUUCGCUCUCUUUUCGAGCAGGAUGUGCAGUGGCAUCAAUCCAAGGGGCGUACUCCGUCCAGCCUACUCGCGCUCAUCACCAGCGACGGCAAUCAGAUUGCUGGUCUGAGCGGGUCCAUCAUCGGCACGAUAUUGUCGAUCUGCAUUAAUUUGGUCGCGGCCGUCAUCAUGACGCUUAUCAUAGCCUGGAAGAUUGCCUUGGUAUGUCUUGCCAUUGUGCCGGUUCUCCUGGGGGUCGGACUCACGCAAUUACGUGCCCUUGCGCGGUUUGCGGACAAACACGAGCACGCCUUCAACAAGUCGGUCGGGAUCAGCGUCGAGGCCGUUAGCUCCAUCAAGACCGUCGCGGCCCUGGCGCUCGAACAUGAGAUUCUAGGCACUUAUCGCAGUACGCUCGACGCGCCAAAACGAGAAGUCACUGCCAUCAGCUUCUACGCCAAUCUCUGGCUUGCCCUGCAAUACUUCGUCGGCAACCUGGCAUUUGCGCUGGGGUUCUGGUGGGGAUCCAAGCAGGUCUUCAGCGGGAUGUACAGCCAGACGCAGUUCAUCAUGGUCGUCUUCUCUUUGCUGGUCAGCGCUCAGCUCUGGUCCCAGAUGUUUGCGCUCGCUCCCGAGAUCACCAAUGCUCGAGGGGCCGUUGCGCGAAUCACCAGUGUGAUCGAAGUGGGAUCCUCAGGUUCGGCCGCCCGAGGGCCACAAGGGUCCCGCAACAAGGAUAUUGAAGCCGUUGCGGAAACAAAAGCUGCAUCGCCGAACAGACAAGGUGGUAUGGAGGUGAAGUUUCAGAAUGUCCAUUUUGCCUACCCGGCUCGUCAAAGUGCGCCGGCUCUCCGCGGCUUGAGCCUUCAUGUUCGGCCUGGCCAAUUCGCCGGGCUUGUAGGGCCGAGCGGCGCGGGCAAAUCAACGAUAACAUCACUCGUGGAGCGCAUGUACGUGCCCAGCUCAGGAGAGAUCCUGAUCGACAGAAUGGACAUUACCAAGCAAGUUGGGACAUCUUUCCGCAACGACAUAGCCCUUGUGCCGCAAGAUGGUGUGCUCUUCGAUGGCACGAUACGCUUCAAUCUCUCACUGGGGGCACGGCCGGGGACAUCGGUCUCAGACGAUGACAUGAUCGAAGCGUGCAAGCUGUCCAGCAUCCACGACACCAUUGUCAAGCUGCCACAAGGCUACGACACUCUCUGCGGUGUCAACGGGAGCCAAUUGUCGGGCGGGCAGAAGCAUCGGUUGGCCAUCGCUCGUGCAUUGGUCCGCAAGCCCAGGCUGCUAAUCCUCGACGAACCGACCAGCGCGCUGGACGCCGAGACCGAGAGGAUCCUGCAAGAUAACUUGAGGAUCGCGACGCAAGGCAUCACCGUCCUGGUCAUAGCACAUCGGCUGAACACCAUCCGCCAUGCCGAUGUCAUUUUCUUGAUCGAGGCCGGGCAGUGUGUGGACGCGGGUACCCACGAUGCGCUGUUUGAAAGGUCCGAGACCUACCGUGCAAACGUCCUCAGUCAAAUGAUCGCGACAUGAUGGGAUGAAGAAAAGCCAUAGAGUCAUUCUGAUCUAGAAAAUCCUUGGGUUGAACAGGACUCGAAAAGUUGAAUAGCAUUUAGAUUAUCAGUGAGUACGGGGUCAGAAAGAUCCCAAGUCUCAUACACAUAGAGGUAUGCAAAACCCGUCUUGCGUGAUUCUUUCAGCACGGCGGCCUCGAUAAGUG
Exophiala xenobiotica is the source of this 4617-nucleotide messenger RNA. RefSeq lists its product as uncharacterized. Gene Ontology annotation, cellular component: membrane. The transcript has 3 exons. Bases 405 to 4430 code for a protein of 1341 amino acids. Gene Ontology annotation, biological process: transmembrane transport. Lineage: Eukaryota; Fungi; Ascomycota; Eurotiomycetes; Chaetothyriales; Herpotrichiellaceae. The record is from RefSeq and is a predicted model, not a curated record. Gene Ontology annotation, molecular function: ATP binding; ATP hydrolysis activity; ABC-type transporter activity.